GCCGCUCAGCAUGCCGACGCUCGUGCGCACGGAGCCGCAGCGCGACCAGGGCUCCGACAGCAACGACAGGGACGUCGACGACGUCGAUAGCGACGACGAACUUCCGUCCUUGGAGCCCGUCAUCCUGCCGGGUAGUUUUCCUAGCGAGGCGGGCGCCGGCUGCUGCAAGUCGGAGCGCGGCAGAUCGGAUGCGGCUCACGUUCCGUACGAGACGAAGCGGCUGAUGGUAAAUAAGGCCCUCGGCGAGACGCUACUGCACAGGGCCGCCCGACAAGGUUACGAGGACGUCGCCAUGUACUGUCUGGAGAGCAAGGCGAUUGAUCCCAACGUUCGCGACAACGCCGGCUACACGCCGCUGCACGAGGCCUGCAUGCGCGGAAACCUGCUCAUCGCUCGCUGCCUGCUCAUGCACGGCGCCGACCCCAACUGCAGCUCACUCGACGGCACCAG
Priapulus caudatus is the source of this 450-nucleotide messenger RNA. RefSeq names its product BCL-6 corepressor-like. NCBI's taxonomy places the organism in Eukaryota, Metazoa, Priapulida, Priapulimorpha, Priapulimorphida, Priapulidae. The transcript is spliced from 3 exons. The record is from RefSeq and is a predicted model, not a curated record. Gene Ontology annotation, molecular function: protein binding; transcription corepressor activity. Gene Ontology annotation, biological process: negative regulation of transcription by RNA polymerase II. The annotation marks the transcript as partial. Gene Ontology annotation, cellular component: nucleus.